AUGCUUCGCUGUACUGUUUGGAUAACUUUGUUGCUUUAUUUAAAAGGUAUACGUGGGUGUGACGAAGAAUAUAAUUUGAUUCGGCAUUUGAUGCAAAAAUACGACGCUUCGGUGAGGCCAGUUGAGAACUCAUCCCAACCACUAAUGGUUACUUUCGGUGUCUCAUUGCAUCACAUUAUCGACGUGGAAGAAAAGGAUCAACUUCUCACAACCAAUUGUUGGAUCACUCAGAUUUGGACGGAUUACCACCUAAGAUGGAACACAAGCGAGUUCGAUGGUAUCAGCGUCAUCCGAAUACCAUACGAACGCGUCUGGAGGCCAGAUAUAAUUUUGUACAAUAAUGCCGAUCCUAACUACAAAUCAGCUGUCAUAAACACGAAUGUCAUAGUCAAACAUACUGGCGAAGUGACUUGGCUUAGUCACGGUAUUUACGUGUCAGUUUGCGACAUCAACGUCGAACAGUUUCCUUUCGACAUUCAGCUUUGUACUAUGAAAUGGGCUUCGUGGACUUACGAUGGAUUUCAGCUGGAUUUAAUAAAGCAGUUUGACGAAGGCGACACGACAAAUUAUCAAACUAACGGUGAAUUCGAUUUGGUGAGCUUCGAAGCUAUUCGACAUAAUCAAUAUUAUUCUUGCUGCGUGGAGCCUUAUCCCGAUAUAACCUACGUUAUUAAGUUGCGUCGGAGGCCUAUGUUUUAUGUGUUCAACCUCAUAUUGCCGUGUCUACUUAUAAAUGGGAUUGCACUUUUAGUAUUCUAUGUGCCCUCUGAAUCUGGAGAGAAAGUGACCUUGGGCAUAAGUGCUUUACUGUCAAUGACAGUAUUCUUGAUGACCAUUAGAGAUACUUUACCACCGACGGAAAAGACACCUCUGAUAAGUCUAUAUUAUGGAGUCAGUACGUGUCUUGUUUCAUUUUCCGCUUCACUGUCAGUGGUAACUCUAAAUAUAUCUUACAGAGGAGUGAGAGGGCAGCCUGUGCCGGCGGUGCUACGCGAACUAGUGCUACAGCGUCUCGCACGCAUGCUCUUCAUAAACUUUGACACGGAUGCAAAGAGUGAUAACUCUGCGGUCUCAUCGGGUGGCGUACAAGUUAAUCCGCGUACCGGCUCGCGGCUUAAGUCUGAGACGGGAUGCGAUGGCAAUCCCGCGAUUCCCGUUUCACCACGGUUCAAUCGACCGAGUCACAACCAUCUUAAAGUGGAGCGACCGCAUUGCAAGGGUCGCACUGGGCCGAGCGCGAACCCACCACCGAGCCCACCGGUGGGCGAAGUGGUGGGCGUGGGGGCGUGCCCGCGGUGCGUGUGCUGCGGCUGCACACUCCGCGAGGCGGCCGCUCGCCACGAGCAGCGUGUCGCUGCCAGCGAGCGCCUCGAGCGCGCCAAUCUCGAGUGGAAACAGGUCGCCGUUGUCGCCGAUCGAGCAUUGCUCGCUGUUUUCGUGUUAGUCACAACCAUAUCGACGGCUGCCAUCUUGUUGCCACAGCUGCAGAAUUUACACGUUGGAAAUACCCCACUUAAGCCACCAACU
Iphiclides podalirius (scarce swallowtail) is the source of this 1527-nucleotide messenger RNA. The record is from the annotation of a GenBank genome assembly. NCBI's taxonomy places the organism in Eukaryota, Metazoa, Arthropoda, Insecta, Lepidoptera, Papilionidae.